AUGGUAAACAGUUCGAGUCAGCCACCGUCAAGACAUCUUGGUAUUGUAGCUGCUUCAAAAUUGUGAGCUUCGAAAUAAAAAAAAGUUAAAGUGCAUGGGAACGAGUAUUUUUUUUAGAGACACUGUGACAAAAGAAGGCGGAAAACACUGGACUCGAGUAGCCGAAUAUUUAGCACCCCAAAAUCGUCCAUACGACGCCAGGCUAGCGCGAAAAAUGAAAAAUAAUCGAAUACCCAUUUCAGACCUGGCGACUUACGAAUAGAGCUGAAAAAUGGCUUCGAAAUCGUUCAUUCUGUCAUUUUGAGCGCAUAUUCUUCGAAAAUAUUACAGGUUUCUCGCUGAGAUUUUGACGAAGCUCGAAAAUUUUAGCACAAAAAAACGUACAAAACACCGUAUCCUUCUCUUAAAUUACGACAAUUCCAUCCAAAAUCUGUUCGUACGGUCAUCGAGUGGAUUUAUUUCGGAAAGGUAGAGGCUGAUCGAAAUUUACUAGUACUCUUCUAAAUUUCAGGCAGAAUUUUCAAUUGAUUAUCUUCACGAAUUCCUCAAGAUCUCUCAUUUUUUAGAAGUUUGUUCAGAAUUAAAACAAAGAAGAAAAAAUAGAGGUUUUGAGGUGCCAUUUCUUCAAGCUCAACUGGAGGCGGAGGUCGAAAAAUUAGCAAAUCAUGGCGAACAACAGUUUGCGCUCAACAUUCUUGGGAGAAAUUUGAGAAAGGUUAUUUGAAAAAAAUGAAUGCAAAGUUUGAUUUAAUAAAAAUAAAUAGAUGAGAAAUUAUAAGUUUUAAAAAAAUAUUAAAAAAAUGGCAAUAAAACUUCAUUUGUUAGGAUUUUUCGAAGGAAAUUCAGCUAAAGAUUUUGGAUAGGUUUGUACGAACUUUACGCUUUCGAGAUGGCAUUUUUGAAGUCUAAAAAGAUUGAUUCGAGGUCGAAUUGUGCUAAAAACGGUAUUUAAACAAAUCUUGAAAAUUAACAUCUGCGCAGGUAGCGACUAUCAGAAACGUCAUCAAUACCUUUAGUUUCUAAGUUUCUUUCUAUGUUCUCGGAAUAUUCAAACAUCACAGGUUACAGUUCUGAGCAGUAUACUGUUAACCCUGAAAAGCGAAAAGAUGAUGAUAUUAAAACCAUAAAAGAAGCUUUUUCUUCUUUAGAGCAAAGUUUGCGUGACGGAGCUAAUCCUACCAAGUGUUUCACGUGAGACUUUGAUAUCAGUUGUCGGAAAAUUCCACGGAUCCCACGAAGAAAUUUCCCUGGAAGGUCUUCUUUCGCUUUCCUCACCGGCUAUCUGCCUGCUGGUUUGUGUGGAACUCCCGACGGCUUCCAAAGUCGACCUUAUUAAUUUGGCCUUGAGAUGGUUAUAAAAAAACAAUGUAUUAGGUUUGAAAAUUUCCCUUUUAGGUUGAUUGAAGUUGAUGCGUGUCCGAAAAUGAUAUUAAAAGUUGUUCGGCAUAUAACUAUCGGAACUAUGCGACUCGACGCCCUCGAAGCUUUCAGAUCGAGUCUUUUUCAGGUAAAACAAGUCUAGUGACAAUAAUGAAAAUAUUUCUUGGAAAAAUCUGGUAUGAUCGUGUCGAAAUUUAAUGGAAAGGUGAAAGAAAAAGAAUCUUUUCAAAAAAGAGGAUUUCAGAACUCGAAGAGGAAAUUUAUAAGCUUUAACGUCAAGUUAUUAUUGAGCCUCUUUCAAAGUUGAAAAGUGAAGACAAGCCCCAGUGUAGAUCCAGGAAAAUGACGGAAAAAUACUUGAAAUAGUUCAUAAACUUACUUUCUGAACAUUAUGAGCUUCCGAAUUAUUUUAUCCCUUCGACAUGCCAAAAACUUUUCUUUUUCCCCCAAUAUUUUUGGUGAUUAAAUAAUUUAGAUUCUGACGAACCACAGCACGAGUCAGAAAAUUUCUGUUGAAAUGAAUGAAAAUGAGGAAGUUUUUCUGAUGACUCGCGAUGAGAUUCAAGUUGAUGCCCCCCUAUUUUCUGUUCAAAUGGAGUUUGUUUCUGAAAAUUAAUUCGCAUGCUUUUUUUUUACUUUUGAAGAGUACUGGAUGAAGACGAGUCUACAGAGUCGGGCAGCAACGAAAAUCUUCAUGGUCCGAAGAAAAAGAAGUUUAUCAUCGUCAUUUGAUUUGAAAAAUUCUUUCAAACCGUUGCACUUUACAGAAGCAAGAAUUCAAAGUCUUGCUCGUUUCUUACGUCUCCCCUGAACACUGCUGUCAAUGAGUCAACUUCAAACCCUUCAAAAACGUCUUCAAAAACGACAGAAGCCUAUUUUACAGCAUUGGAAAGGCUUGGCUCUGUGACUUUCAAGGACAAGAAAAACGCUUUCUCCAAAGAACCGUGCGUAAAAAAGUCUUAAACUUUUGAAAUUGAAACUUUUCAGGGAAGAUUUCCCGCAAAGCCAAGUUGACUGUAUCAAAGCUUUGCCUAACGCUUUCGAGUAGGAUAUUUGAUAUUGCGACUUGAUUUUAUGAGCUUUUCAGGGCAAACGAAGAAGAAAAAGUCGUUGUUCUUGAGCCCAGACCUCAAUUCGUAGAAGAAUCAGUGGAAAAGGUGAAUGGAGAUCGAGUUUCGAAUGAGCCGCCCGUGGGACAAUCAUCAGAUCCGGAACGUUUCAAGCGGUUUCGAUGGCAUUAAAGACGAUUUUGACAACUUAUUCAGGAUUUAUAACACGCCAUCUGACGCGACCUACACAAGGAGCCAUCCGAGUUUCUCAGUUUCUCCUAAUAGGUUUCAGAUUUGGUCUAUUCACAAAAGCGUGGUAUGAAUAAAAAAUAUAGUCUGAAUCAAGAACGAUAAAAAGCUCCUCGCGUAUUUUUUUGACGCCAGAAGAGUGCAAAAUACACGUUUUGAGAAUUUUCUGUAACUUAUCUGACAUUACCUCUUUGAAAAUAUUUUUUUUUAACACCUAAGUACUUUUUACAAUUUUUGCCUAUUUCCCAGUUCCAACAGAAAGACAGGUCGUGAAGAUUCUGUUUUCUUUUUCGCGUUUUUUCGAAGUUUUAAGAAUUUCGAAGGUUCUGAAGUUAAUUUUAACUUUGUAGGAGGUGUGAAAGGCCGGAGGUCAUGUUUUCACCGAUACAACCGAUGCCAGGUGAGCCUAAAAAAUUAGGAAAAAAAAACUAGUCAGUGAAUUGAAGUCUAAAGAUAAUUUGAGAAUACCUCAUAGGAUUUUGUAUUUACACAGUCGUAGUUUUAAAAAAAAAAACUUCUAAAUAUUCAAAGAAAAAAAAAGGUUGUUAUAUAUUCAUCUUUUAUUUAAAAUAGCUGCUCAUUUUUGUCUCGAUUUGUUUGACGGUUUUUCAACGAUUCAGUUUUUCCAUUCAAAGCAUGAAGGUGUAGAUUGACUUAACCAUUCAAAAUGAAUACGGAAUUUUUUAUCCUAUUAAAGUUUCAGACAAUGCCGAUUUCGUGGUCACUCGGGUGGAUAACAAGGAAAUGUUGGAUUUCUCAUUUUUACGCCUAAUUAAAUUUUUCCAAAUUUAGGCAACGAUCCGAUUCUCCUCUUUUUCUAUACACUUUCGGCGCCUUGAAAAAAACUACGUCUGAAGUAUAA
This is a messenger RNA of Caenorhabditis auriculariae, 3540 nucleotides long. The record is from the annotation of a GenBank genome assembly. Lineage: Eukaryota; Metazoa; Nematoda; Chromadorea; Rhabditida; Rhabditidae.